This is a messenger RNA of Cyphellophora europaea CBS 101466, 1254 nucleotides long. RefSeq lists its product as uncharacterized. NCBI's taxonomy places the organism in Eukaryota, Fungi, Ascomycota, Eurotiomycetes, Chaetothyriales, Cyphellophoraceae. Gene Ontology annotation, biological process: phenylacetate catabolic process; fatty acid beta-oxidation. The coding region runs from base 1 to 1254 and encodes 417 amino acids. Gene Ontology annotation, molecular function: acetyl-CoA C-acyltransferase activity. Gene Ontology annotation, cellular component: peroxisome. The transcript has 5 exons. The record is from RefSeq and is a predicted model, not a curated record.
AUGGCUACUCAACGUCUCGGCUCGCUCCUCUCACACCUCUCUCCCAGCAAGAGCGGGGUUAGUGCCAUCACUCAGAAGAAUCCUGACGAUGUUGUCAUAACGCUGGCAAUCCGGACGCCUCUUGCGAAGGGAAAGAAGGGUGGCUUCAAGGAUACGGAUCUGGACUUCAUCGUCUACAGUCUGUUGAAGGAGGUUAACAAGAAAAGCAACCUCGACCCCAAUCUGGUUGAGGAUGUGUGCAUGGGAAACGUCGGCGACUCCAAAGCCGCCUACAAAGUUCGUGCCGCUAUGCUAGCUGCCGGCUUCCCACACACCGCUGGCGCCAACAGCGUCAAUCGAUUUUGCUCUUCCGGUUUGAAGGCCGUGCAGGAUAUUGCCAACCAGAUCACGUUGGGUAGCAUUGACAUCGGCAUCGCCCUUGGUGCAGAGUCCAUGUCUGCCGCCGGCGACCGCCUCGAGAAACCUUUCCAUCCGGAUAUCCUCGCCAACCAGGAUGCGGCAGAUUGCAUGCAGCCCAUGAUCCAGACGAGCGAAAACGUGGGCAAUGACUUCAACAUCAGCAGGAGGCAACAGGAUGAGUACUCGGUAGAGAGUUUCAGGAGGGCGGAAGUGGCCCAGAAGGCUGGGUGGUUUGAUGACGAGAUUGUCCCAAUCACCACUAAGGUCAAGGAUCCCAAGACCGGAGAGGAGAAAGAGGUUACCUUGACCCGUGACGAGGGUCCCCGGUAUGGCACGACCCUGGAGUCGUUACUGAAGAUUAGGCCGGCCAUGCCACAGUUCGGAGACAAGACAACUGGUGGAAACGCAUCGCAGGUCACCGACGGAGCUGCUGCUGUCCUUCUCAUGAAGCGCUCCAGGGCUCUUGAACUCGGUCAGCCUAUUUUGGCCAAGUUCUGCGGUGCGACCGUCGCCGGUGUUCCUCCCCGCAUCAUGGGCAUCGGUCCUUCCGCUGCCAUCCCCAAGCUACUUAGCAAGUUUGGCUUGACCAAGGAGGAUAUCGACAUCUUCGAGGUUAACGAAGCUUUCGCCUCCAUGGCAGUCUACUGCAUGAACGUGCUCGGCCUUGACCAUGCCAAGUUGAACCCUCGUGGUGGUGCGAUUGCCCUUGGUCACCCUCUCGGUGCAACUGGUGCGCGCCAGAUUUGCACCAUUCUCUCAGAAGCCCGAAGGACGAAGAAGAAGAUUCUCGUCACCUCUAUGUGCAUCGGCACCGGACAGGGAAUGGCUGGACUUUUCGUCAAUGAAAGCAUUUGA